Sphenostylis stenocarpa is the source of this 189-nucleotide messenger RNA. Lineage: Eukaryota; Viridiplantae; Streptophyta; Magnoliopsida; Fabales; Fabaceae. The record is from the annotation of a GenBank genome assembly.
AUGGACACAGUGAAUAGUGUAAGGAUGCAAUGGAGGGCAUUAUCGACAAAGGACACAAUGGAGGACACGAUGAAAGAUGUAACAAAGAACAAUGAAGGGUGCAAAAACACAGAGGAGUACAUGAAGACACGAUGGACAAUAAAACCGAGCAAGAAUGAAAUCAAUAUUACAACUAACAAUGACCACUAA